This is a messenger RNA of Panicum virgatum (switchgrass), 2070 nucleotides long. Its product is annotated as microfibrillar-associated protein 1-like. Gene Ontology annotation, biological process: mRNA splicing, via spliceosome. The transcript is spliced from 3 exons. Gene Ontology annotation, molecular function: RNA binding. Gene Ontology annotation, cellular component: U2-type spliceosomal complex. The coding region runs from base 306 to 1592 and encodes 428 amino acids. The record is from RefSeq and is a predicted model, not a curated record. NCBI's taxonomy places the organism in Eukaryota, Viridiplantae, Streptophyta, Magnoliopsida, Poales, Poaceae.
CCCCCCCCAUUCCAGCCCAGCUCCUUCCGCCAUCACCCCCGAAACGUUGUAAGCCUGUAACCCUAGCUCCGUCGCCGUCACCCAAGCAACGCCGCCGCCCAAGAAACCAGCAUCCCGCGGCCCAAAACCUUGCUGACUCCAGAGUCCAGACCACCUCCACCCAAAGCUACGCCGCCGUGCCAGAAACCGGCAGCAGCCUCAAGCAUCCUCGUGGCUUACUUAAGCAUUAGCCAUCAGGAACCUCGCUGCUGAUCUGAAGGUUGACUGUGUACGCAGGAGUGGGGAAUUGGUGACCAACUCUAACCAUGUCUGUGGCUGCCGGUGUAAGUGAUGCGGCCAUUGCGGUGCGUGACAAGCUUCGUGGCAAGAUUGGCCAGACUAAGGUCAAGCGGUACUGGCCAGGAAAGGCGCCAGAGUGGGCUGACGAUGCUGAUGAGGAUUUAGAUCUUCAGACGGCACGGGUCUCCCUUGAUAAGGCAUUCCCAAAGGAUGAUGAUGCUGACAUCCCUGCAAAGGAUGACCGCCGGCUUCGGCGUCUCGCACAAACCCGUGAGAAUAAGGAGGAGCUGAGGGCAGAUCAUCGCCGAAUACGACAGGCUGAGAUUGUGUCAACUGUUGAAGAGGAGAAUGAGAGGCAGGAAGCUGAUAUCGACGAGGAGGAUGAGGAGGCUCAGGAGGAGAGGAGGAGAAGGAUAAGGGAGAGGCAGCUCUUAAGGGAGCAGGAGGAGCUACUUCCUCAGGAAGAGGAAGAACCGGUGGAGGAUGAGUCAGAGGAGGAAUCUGAGUAUGAGACGGACUCCGAGGAUGAGCAGAUGGGCAUGGCCAUGGUGAAACCUGUCUUCAUACCAAAGUCACAGAGAGACACCAUUGCAGAGCGUGAACGGCUUGAGGAGGAGGAGCGACAGCUUGAGGAGCUAGUCAAGAAGAGGCUGGAGGCUAGGAAGAUAGAGACUAGACAGAUUGUGGUUGAAGAGAUUAAAAAGGAGGAGCACAUUGAAAAGGCACUGAAUGAAGAGGCCAACAUUGAGGAUGUCGAUACAGAUGAUGAGUUGAAUGAAGCAGAGGAGUACGAGUCAUGGAAGAAUAGAGAAAUAGCAAGAAUUAAGAGGGACAGGGAGGAAAGAGAUGCAAGGUUGAAGGAGAAAGAGGAGAUUGAGAGGGUCAGGAAUAUGACCGAAGAGGAGCGUCGGGAAUGGGAGCGGAAGAAUCCAAAGCAGCUUCGUCAGACCAAACAGAAGUGGAAGUUUAUGCAAAAGUAUUACCACAAAGGUGCUUUCUUCCAGGAAAGUGCUGAUGAUGUUAUUCAGUCAGCUGGUAAAGAAGAUAUCUACAGCCGUGAUUUCUCUGAACCUACUGGGGAAGAUAAGAUGGAUAAGAGUAUACUGCCAAAGGUCAUGCAAGUUAAACACUUCGGGCGCAGUGGCAGAACGAAGUGGACACAUCUUGUUAAUGAGGAUACUACAGACUGGAAUGCACCGUGGGCCACAAAUGGGCCUCUGCGAGCAAAGUAUAAUUCAAAAAUGGCGGGCAUGAAUGCACCUAUUGCUAAACCAAAGGGAAGUAAGAAGCUGAAGGACUGGGAUGCAAAAUAAGAUGCUGGCUUGACCUGGUACUAUUCUCUUAAGCCUUACUUCCAUAAGAGCACUGCCUAGCCAAGAAGUGCAGAAAAUGCUUAUAUGGAUGCUAAUCCUUUUUAUUUUGAGUGCAUAAACCAUGUGACCUUAAUGUGCUAUCAUUUGUUGGAGUUGAAAUGUCCCAUUAUAAUUCAUGAAUGGUCAUUGGUAUUACUUUCUUGGGAUGUUUUAGAGUAUCCCAUGUAUAUUUGUUGCUGUAUGCCUGUGAAAGUCUACAAUUUCACCUUUCAUUAACCAUGUUCUUUGUAAUCUAAACCUUUCUUUAUUAUACCCAUUAAUACCGAACCAUAUUGAGUAGUUAUUGUCAAAUUAUGGUCUACCAUAUGAUGUUAGGGUGCUACCUGCAUGUAACCGUGUGUGCUUGCUGUGAUGUGUAUUUGUGGCUGUGGCUCUUAUUGUUGAUGCUCCUUUAAUGAGAAAAUUUUAUAGAUUUGGU